AUGGGCUUGAAGCAGGAACCCGAUAUGCUGGAGAAGCCACCGGCGGCCAAAGCCUCAUGGCUGGCCAGAGCCAGGAACCGCUUCAGGAAAGGAGGGAAACUCCAACCGUUCAGGUUAUUAAGGGAGGAUAUACACAAUCUCCGCCAAAGAUAUGUUUCGGAUUGGACAGUAUUCAACCAGCUGGUUCUCGCCAGUGCCGUCUAUGUCUUCUUCACCAACCUCCUCCCCGGCAUCACUUUCGCCAACGAUCUCUUUGUUCUCACCGGAGAAUCAUGGGGCACCAUCGAAGUUGUCUUUAGCACUGGCCUUUGCGGUCUCAUCUUCUCCCUCUUCUCUGCACAACCUUUGACGAUCCUAGGUGUCACUGGUCCCUUUUCCGUUCUGGCAGAGAACAUGUACAAGUUAUGUACCGAGAACUUUCAUGUCCCCUUCCUCCCCGUCAUGGCCUGGUCUCUCAUCCACUCGGCCUGGAUGCACUACCUCCUCGCCAUCUUCAACGCCCACGACUACACCAUGCAAUACGUGACCAACUUCAGCGCCGACAUCUUCUCCCUGCUCAACUCAGUCAUCUACUUCCACAAAGCCAGCCUGGAACUCAAGCGCAACCACGAGAAUGUCCCCUUCGACGCCUUCCUCUACUCCACCAUCGGCGCCUUCGGCACCUGUCUCCUCGCCAUCUUCUUAGCCACCGCCCUCUCAUGGAAACCACUUUUUGGCAAAAUCAUUCGCAUGGGCCUAGCCGAGUACGCGGCCGCCAUUUCCAUCAUCUUCUUCAUCGGCGUCCCCUACAUGGGCGAGCUCGCCAACCUCGAGCACGAGCGUCUUACUAUCCAAAAAAAGUUCCGACCCACGUCCCCCAACCGCGACACGUUUUUCGUCAAGUUCUGGGAGGUCCCGCUGGAGUGGGUGUUCAUCUCUAUCAUCCCGGGGGCCAUCAUCACGGUGCUGUUCUACUUUGACCACGAGAUCAGCAGUAUCAUCUGCACAGUUGAGCGCUACGGCGUGCGCAAGAAGGGCGGGUACGCAUGGGAUAUCGUCUUGCUCGGCACGACGACUGCGCUGUGUGGGAUUCUGGGGAUCCCGCCUGCGAACGGGUUGUUACCGCAGGCGCCGUUGCAUUCAGAAUCUUUGCGUCACUGGGUGGAAGUUGACGCUGAUGAUUCUGAUUCCGACUCUUUACCCUUGACCUCAACUCCCCUUACCACUCACUCCUCACCUACACUAUCUUCAUCCUCCACCUCCUCCUCAUCAACAACCCUCUCAUCCCCCUCCCUCACCACCGCCACCCCAGCACCCCCCGCAAAACAAAAAAAACUAAUCCCCCGCGUCCACGAACAGCGUUACUCACCCUUCCUCCAAUCUGCCCUCAUCCUCCUCUUCAUCUCCCCCCCCUUCCAGCACCUGCUAGGCUUCACACCCACCUCCGUCCUCGCGGGACUAUUCAUGUACAUGGGCUACCAAUCCCUCUCCGUGAACCCGAUCCUGCCUCGCUUUUUCGAGCUUUUAUCCCCUCCCUCUGAACUCCCGCCCUUACCUUCACCGACUAGACCCGGACAGAAGCCGAUAAACAGGUGGGCAAUCCACGGGUAUACCCUCACGCAAAUCGUGCUUACGGGGAUAAUCUUUUAUGUCACACUCACCGUCGCGGCGCCGGGGUUUCCGGUAAUUAUUAUUAUACUGGUGCCGGUGAGAUUGUGGAUUAUGAGUAGGAUUUGGGGAAGGGAGACGUUGAGGUUCGUGGAUGGGUGGGCUUGUAGGCCGGGGAAGCCGGAGGAUACAGAGGAGGAGAAAGCGGCGAGGCGGGAAGCGGAGGAGGGGGGUGCGAUUUUGGAAGGUGCUGGUGGUGAUGGGGUUGUUAGUGAGAGUGAGAGAGUGGGAGAUGCUCGGGAGGUUGAUGUUGAUGGGGAUGUUGAUGUGGAGAGGGGAUUGGUGAGGUCAUCGUCGGGGGUUAAGAAUGGGGGUGGUGGCGUGAGGGAGAAGCAGAGUUGA
Sordaria macrospora k-hell is the source of this 1989-nucleotide messenger RNA. RefSeq lists its product as uncharacterized. Gene Ontology annotation, molecular function: solute:inorganic anion antiporter activity; borate efflux transmembrane transporter activity. Gene Ontology annotation, cellular component: basolateral plasma membrane; plasma membrane; fungal-type vacuole. Lineage: Eukaryota; Fungi; Ascomycota; Sordariomycetes; Sordariales; Sordariaceae. The record is from RefSeq and is a predicted model, not a curated record. Gene Ontology annotation, biological process: monoatomic ion homeostasis; monoatomic anion transport; transmembrane transport.